This is a messenger RNA of Morus notabilis, 1873 nucleotides long. Its product is annotated as omega-6 fatty acid desaturase, chloroplastic. Gene Ontology annotation, biological process: lipid metabolic process. Bases 176 to 1501 code for a protein of 441 amino acids. The record is from RefSeq and is a predicted model, not a curated record. The transcript has 10 exons. Gene Ontology annotation, molecular function: oxidoreductase activity. NCBI's taxonomy places the organism in Eukaryota, Viridiplantae, Streptophyta, Magnoliopsida, Rosales, Moraceae.
GGCAUUUGACAAAAAAAAAAAAAUGUCUCGUAUAAAAGCAGACUUGGAGGCCUUUCUCUGACCCCCUUUUCUUCUUCUCUUGUCCGCUCAGAGGAAGCUUAUCCUCCAGAACUUCAAGAGGACUAGCUUCUGGUUUGGUUUGAGGUUCUUCUGAACUGGAAUUUUCCUGCUCAUCAUGGCUUGCAGACUUGCAGAUUCUGUCUUCCUUUUCACGGGACCCCAUCAAAACCCAGUUCGAAUUCAGAGGCUUGCAGCUCAUUUUUCGCUAGGCAUCUCUUCUUUGAAAUGGGACGACAUUCUUCAAAAGGGAGUAAAACGCCGGCGAUUUUUAAAGGCCAAUAGAAGGACUAGAUUUGUACAAGCUGUGGCUGUUCCAGUUUCACCAUUUCCGCUAGAUACUGCCGAGUACAGAGAACAAUUAGCUGAAACUUAUGGUUUCAAACAGAUUGGAGAACCACUUCCCGACAAUGUUACAUUAAGGGAUGUCAUCGAAAGUCUUCCAAAAGAGGUGUUUGAGAUUGAUGAUGUAAAAUCUUGGAAGUCGGUUCUAAUAUCCGUUACUUCUUAUGCGUUGGGGCUCUACAUGAUAUCAAAAGCCCCAUGGUAUCUACUUCCUCUGGCUUGGGCGUGGACAGGGACUGCGGUUACUGGGUUCUUUGUUAUAGGUCAUGAUUGCGCACACAAAUCAUUUUCAAGAAACAAAUUAGUUGAAGACAUUGUUGGAACGCUGGCCUUUUUGCCGCUGAUAUACCCAUAUGAACCAUGGCGGUUCAAGCACGACCGGCAUCAUGCAAAAACAAACAUGCUUUUUGAGGAUACUGCUUGGCAUCCUGUUUGGGAAGAAGAAUUCAAUUCAUCUCGUGCUUUGCGCAAGGCCAUUAUAUUUGGAUAUGGCCCAUUUCGGCCUUGGAUGUCGAUAGCUCAUUGGUUGAUCUUGCACUUUGACUUGAAGAAGUUCAGACCAAACGAAGUAAACAGGGUGAAGAUAAGUUUGGCUUGUGUGUUUGCUUUCAUGUUCAUCGGAUGGCCGUUGAUUAUCUACAAGACGGGGAUUAUUGGAUGGAUCAAGUUCUGGUUGAUGCCGUGGCUGGGCUAUCACUUUUGGAUGAGUACCUUCACAAUGGUCCAUCAUACGGCUCCUCAUAUACCUUUUAAAAACUCGGACGAGUGGAAUGCGGCUCAGGCACAACUUAACGGAACAGUUCACUGCGACUACCCUUGUUGGAUUGAGAUCCUAUGCCAUGACAUCAAUGUCCACAUCCCCCACCAUAUAUCUCCAAGGAUUCCGAGUUAUAACUUACGCGCAGCUCACAAAUCCAUCCAAAAAACUUGGGGAAAGUAUUUGAAUGAGGCUAUGUGGAAUUGGCGUUUAAUGAAGACAAUAAUGACAAUGUGCCAUGUGUAUGACGAGGAAAACAAUUACGUUGCUUUUGACCAACUUGCCCCUGAAGAGUCUCAGCCCAUUGGCUUCCUCAAAAAGGUGAUGCCUGAUUAUGCUUGAGAAUUUGGACUCUCCUCUCUUGUGUGCCUUGUGGUGGGGUUCACAAGCCCUUUUUGGUUCUUUCUUAUCUCUUUAUCUUAUUUAUCCUCAUCUUUCUUGGGUCAAGAUAGGUAUUCUAAUGAAAUCCCAUUAUUCUUUUACAAGUUCUUCAUUGGAUUGUACUCUUUCUUUGUAAAGAUAUUUGAUUGAUUUGAGAAAAUAAUCAAAUAUUUCAAGGAAAGGAACCUUCUUGGAAGCUCACUAAAAUGGGUUCAUUACAUAGAUGCAAAGAGCAAUAUGACGUUUUGGUGUUUUGGAUUAUAUAGGAAUGAACCCUUUGGUGGGCGUUUGUAAAUAGAUUCAGAAUCAUAAUUAUGGAUCAUGGUUCAGAAU